Nymphaea colorata (pocket water lily) is the source of this 4371-nucleotide messenger RNA. RefSeq lists its product as uncharacterized. The record is from RefSeq and is a predicted model, not a curated record. Gene Ontology annotation, molecular function: zinc ion binding. The transcript has 7 exons. The coding region runs from base 337 to 2535 and encodes 732 amino acids. Lineage: Eukaryota; Viridiplantae; Streptophyta; Magnoliopsida; Nymphaeales; Nymphaeaceae.
UCCGAUCUGCUCUAAAAGAAUCCCUCCGAAGGCAGGAUUUUUUUGCCGUUGAAAUAGAAAAAUCCCCAUUUGUGGCCUAAAACCCAAAUUCCUCCGUUUCCUUCAGCCCUAGGCCAAUUGGUUGUCCACGUGUCUCUCUCACACUUUUCCGCUCUCUCUACAGUCUACAGUACCAAUAUUAGGAGUCCCGCCAGCGCCCCGAAAACCAACAGCCUCCUUCAGUCGUCCUCCGCUGCUCUCCCCCUCUUUCUCUGAGCACGUACGAGUAAAUGGCAGAGGAGAAUAGGGCUCCGCCGCCGUUCGCGUGAUUGCUACAGAAAAUUGACAGCCUUGGGAAUGGGAUGUUCUGACAACUCAAUGGAGUUGGAUGCCGAGGAUUCCAUAGUGGGUCUUCCUGUGCAAGAUCCACCAGAUGAGGAGUUCUCCUCUGUUGACCUAACAUGGACCAAGCUUAGCAAUUCUAGUGGAGGUACCGAUGAUGUUGCACUUAUUCUCUAUGAACGUGUUGAUGACUUUAUCUUUGGGGAAUGCUCGAAUGUGCAAUAUCCGACUAGGUUUCACCUUGAGAGAGGCAGAAGAAGAGCUCUAGGAAGCUUGAAGAAAUUCAAAAGUGAUGAUUAUUUGGAAUAUAAACACUAUUGGUGCUCAUUUGGCCCAGAAAAUUAUGGAGAGGGUGGAGAUAUUUUGCCCAGUCGAAAGUAUCGGCUCAAUACCCGCAAACGAGCUGCUAGACCACAGUCAAUGCGUGGUUGUACUUGCAAUUUUAUAGUGAAGCGCCUCUAUGCACGACCGUCAGUUGCACUUAUUAUGUACAAGCAGCGAUUGCAUGUUAACAAACAUGGGUUUAUCUGCCAUGGGCCACUAGAUAGAGAUGCUAUUGGACCUAAGGCAAAAGCUAUCCCUUACGUAGGUAGUGAAAUUCAACGACAGACAAUGUCUAUGAUUUAUCUAGGUAUUCCUGAGGAGAAUGUUCUUCAAAAGCACAUUGAGGGCAUUGAGCGCUACUGUGGCAGUAAUGUGAAAGGUGCCAAACUUGCUUCACAGUAUGUCAGAAAAUUGGAGAUGGUUAUCAGGCGAUCCACCCAUGAACUUGAUCUAGAUGAUGAAUCCAGUAUUCGCAUGUGGGUUGACCGUCAGAAGAAAUCUGUAUUCUUUUUCCAGAAUUACUCAGACACUGAUUCUUUUGUUUUGGGAAUUCAAACGGAAUGGCAACUGCAGCAAAUGAUUCGAUUUGGUAGGCAGAGCCUUCUAGCAGUUGAUUCCACAUUUGGGGUUAGCAAGCUAAAGUAUCCUCUAUACUCGCUCCUGGUGUUUGAUGCUAGACAACAUGCACUGCCGGUUGCGUGGGUCAUAACACGGAGUUUCGCUAAGCAUGAGAUAUCUAAGUGGAUGAAGGCUCUUUAUGAUAGGAUUCUUUCUGUGGAUCCUUCUUGGAAAGUUAAUGGAUUCAUUAUUGAUGAUGCAGUCCUUGAGAUUGAUCCAAUCAGGGAUAUCUUUCAUUGCCCCGUUCUUUUUUCCAUUUGGCGAAUUCGCAGAUCUUGGCUGAAGAACAUCAUAAAGAAAUGCAGCAAUAAAGAAAUUCAAAGAGAAAUCUUUAAGCGCCUUGGCCAAAUUAUAUGUAGUAUAUGGACUGGAGCUGAUUCUGUGGAUGCCAUGGAAGAAUUUAUUCAAGAUUUUAUUGAUCAAAGUACCUUCAUGAAGUAUUUCAAUGAAUGCUGGAGACCAAAAAUAGAAAUGUGGCUUGCUGUCAUGAGAAGUCUUCCUUUAGCAAGUCUAGAAGCAUGUGGUGCUGUUGAAUCGUAUCAUCUGAGGUUGAAGCUUAAAUUAUUUGAUGACUCACAUCUCAGGGCAACGCAGCGUGUUGACUGGUUGGUUCAUAAGCUGACGACAGAGCUGCAUUCUAGCUAUUGGCUUGACCAGUAUGCAGAUGAGAGUGGCAUGUUUGAAAAUGUCAAAGAUGAGUACGUACUGUCUACAUCAUGGCAUCGUGCACUGCAGAUUCCAGACAGUGCGGUCAUCUUUGAUGAUGAGGCACAACUUUAUGCUAAGGUUGUUAGCCAAAGAGACAACUCUCAAAUGCAUAUUGUGUGGAAUCCUGGGUCAGAGUUUGGUUUCUGUGAUUGUGCAUGGGCUAUGCUUGGGAACCUUUGCAAACAUGUUAUCAAGGUUAAUUCAGUUUAUCACAAGCAGAAGUCUCAUCCAUCAUCUAUGUCACAUCUUUCAUUUCAUCAAACCUUAGUCACUUUAUGGCAAAAUCCUUUGGAUGAUUCAGUUGACCUUGAUCGAGCUAUAGCUUGGGCUGGUCAAAUGGAAGAGAGUGUUCAGAGAUUAGUGGAACUAAGUAGUUCAAAUGAUAUUGGAGGCGUGGUAGACAAUUUGUCAUUGAAGUGGGUAGUUAAGAAAAGCAGAACAUCUAUUGGCAAGCGACCUGAUGCUUUUUUGGCUCUUCCUACUAAAAUGAGUGAUGCUACUCCCAAAAGACAGCUUAGGAACAAGAAAUUGACAUUCCUGAAACUCUCUGCUCUGAAAGAUUAAUUUUCAGAAGGUAUUUGUGGUGAAAAUUGUUGAUGUGAGAACAGGCGUUAGAUGGCACAACCGUCAUUCUUAAUUGAUUGGUUUAGGCAAAGCAGGAUCCCUUUGGUAUGUAUUUCAAUUGGUUAUCAAUUAUCAUUAGUUUAGUGGUCUUUAUUCUGUCUUUAAAUUAUCUGAUCUUUUGCUCAUUUCUUUCUAUAACAAAAAUAAUCCUUGUGUGAAUUUAUUAUUGCAUUUUUUUUCUUCUUUUCUUCUUGUGAACAUUGUAAAAUGAACUACUUUGAAAGAAAUAACUAAAAUAAAUUACUUUAUCACAUUUUCAACUUCAGGAGCCAGCUAUUUGUUGGAAACAAUAUGUUUGUCUAUGUGAGACCAUUAUAAGCAAAUUGCAACACGUGAGUAGUUCUCACCUAGACCCCAAAUACGUUCCCGACUAUGUUGUGCAUCAUCUUGCAAGUGAUCAGCUUCUAUUUCACAGGCAUAGCUGAAUAACAAAUUAUCAUUGCAAGUGGGUUUACAUCUGGAAACCUCACCUGAUCUGAAUAGAUCAUGUGAUUGAAUUCUGGCUUGAACUUUUUUCUUUUGCUUAUGCAAUACUUUUGCAGUAACUUCGUCAUUAUCUUUAUUCUCUGUGGAGUUCUAUUUUCGAUCGCAUCCUUUGGAAGCUUAGCAGUAAAAUCCCAAUUCUAUUUUGUUUCAACAUGUGGGUUUGCAUCUGGAAACCUCACCUGAUGUGAAUAGAUCAUGUGAUUGAAUUCUGGUUUGAAUUUUUUUCUUUUGCUUACGCAAUAUUUUUGCGGUAACUUCGUCAUUAUCUUUAUUCUCUGUGGAGUUCUAUUUUCGAUCGCAUCCUUUGGAAGCUUAGCAGUAAAAUCCCAAUUCUAUUUUGUUUCAACAUGCCAAACGUUUUAUACAGAUCCAACAUUAGAUUGAUGAUCAUUAUAAUUCUGCCAUUUUGCCCUCCUUGGUCGAUAGGAACAUCGCCUGUUCUCCUAUCCCACGACAGAAAUGGAGGCAGCAGUGGUUAAUUUCCCUUGGUUCCUCUAUUUCCCAAGACAGGCGAACUUCCUGGUUUGUGUGGUCUGUGGUAACUGUACUUUCUUGUUUUCUUGCCUUUUGGGAAGAAUCUGGAUGUGUACGUUUGACAUCACUACAGCGCCGUAGAUAAGAGCCGAAAACUUGGAUUCCCAUCACUUGUAUUCGUUCUGGAUGGAUGUGGCUCCGAACAGUUCUGCAGAAGAAAAGUCUACUUGGGGAUGGUUCUCGUUAAAACGUUCUGGGUUGCAUUUGUAUCAUCUAAUAAUGUGGAGAUGUGGGUAAUUCAUGGUGACUGAAAGGAAAUAGCCUCUGCUUUCUGCAUGUCUAAAGGGCCCCCGGCGAGGAAAAAGAAAUGAAAAAUGAGAAGAUUCGAGCAAUCCUAGAGGCGGCUAUUCUUUUUGGUAUACCAUUGAAGGGCUUGACAAUGAGAAAAAAAAAGGUUUUACAUUGUCGUUGCUUUCUCCAUUCACUUGUUUAUUUCGUUAGUCAGAAUUUCCGUUGGUUUGUGCUAUGAAUUGAUUUAUUAGCAGACUGACCAGAGAUGGAGAUAACCACCAAGCAAGGGGUAAGUAGGACCGAAAGCAUCCUGGAAACUCUGGUACCGGGACUCGCUACGGAAAGAGUCAAUAGACCACUCUCCUCUUCCUAUACUUGUUUUUCCGAGGCUUUGGUGUUUGUAGCGGGCCGUUUCCCACUUGGUUCUUUUUUUUUUUUUUGGUUGAAUAGCAUCUCAGUGCCUGCUAAAUUGUAGACUCAAAACUUUUAGUAUACAACUUGUCAAGUGAUAUUUGUCCAGGAAAA